Molecule: messenger RNA, 6547 nt
Organism: Dipodomys spectabilis (banner-tailed kangaroo rat)
Lineage: Eukaryota; Metazoa; Chordata; Mammalia; Rodentia; Heteromyidae
Product: sodium channel protein type 1 subunit alpha
Exons: 26
Coding region: 1-6030 (2009 amino acids)
Biological process (GO): membrane depolarization during action potential; sodium ion transmembrane transport; neuronal action potential
Cellular component (GO): axon; plasma membrane; voltage-gated sodium channel complex
Molecular function (GO): voltage-gated sodium channel activity
Source: RefSeq, a predicted model, not a curated record
AUGGAGCAAACAGUGCUUGUACCACCAGGACCUGACAGCUUCAACUUCUUCACCAGAGAAUCUCUUGCGGCUAUUGAAAGACGCAUUGCAGAAGAAAAGGCUAAGAAUCCCAAACCAGAUAAAAAAGAUGAUGACGAAAAUGGCCCAAAGCCAAAUAGUGACUUGGAAGCUGGAAAGAACCUUCCAUUUAUUUAUGGCGACAUUCCUCCAGAGAUGGUGUCAGAGCCCCUGGAGGACCUGGACCCAUUCUAUAUCAAUAAGAAAACUUUUAUAGUAUUGAAUAAAGGGAAGGCCAUCUUCCGCUUCAGUGCCACCUCUGCCCUGUACAUUUUAACUCCCUUCAACCCUCUUAGGAAAAUAGCUAUUAAGAUUUUGGUACAUUCAUUAUUCAGCAUGUUAAUUAUGUGCACUAUUUUGACAAACUGUGUAUUUAUGACAAUGAGUAACCCUCCAGAUUGGACAAAGAAUGUAGAGUACACCUUCACGGGUAUAUAUACUUUUGAAUCCCUUAUAAAAAUUAUUGCAAGGGGCUUCUGUUUAGAAGAUUUUACUUUCCUUCGAGAUCCCUGGAAUUGGCUUGACUUCACUGUCAUUACAUUUGCAUAUGUGACAGAGUUUGUGGACCUGGGUAAUGUCUCAGCAUUGAGAACAUUCAGAGUUCUUCGAGCACUGAAAACGAUUUCAGUCAUUCCAGGCCUGAAGACCAUUGUGGGGGCCCUCAUCCAGUCGGUGAAGAAGCUCUCCGACGUCAUGAUCCUCACUGUGUUCUGUCUGAGCGUGUUUGCUCUCAUUGGGCUGCAGCUCUUCAUGGGCAACCUGAGAAAUAAAUGUGUACAAUGGCCUCCCACCAAUGCUUCUCUGGAGGAGCAUAGUAUAGAGAGGAAUGUUACUGUCAAUUACAAUGGCACACUUAUCAAUGAAACUUACUUUGAGUUUGACUGGAAGUCAUAUAUUCAAGAUACAAGGUAUCAUUAUUUCCUAGAGGGUUUUAUAGAUGCACUACUCUGUGGAAACAGUUCUGAUGCAGGCCAAUGUCCAGAAGGAUACAUGUGUGUAAAAGCUGGUAGAAACCCUAAUUAUGGUUACACAAGCUUUGAUACCUUCAGUUGGGCAUUUUUAUCCCUAUUUCGACUGAUGACUCAGGACUUCUGGGAAAAUCUUUACCAACUGACAUUACGCGCUGCUGGGAAAACAUACAUGAUAUUUUUCGUGCUAGUCAUUUUCUUGGGCUCAUUCUACCUUAUAAAUUUGAUUCUGGCUGUGGUAGCUAUGGCCUAUGAGGAGCAGAACCAAGCCACCUUGGAAGAGGCAGAACAAAAAGAGGCAGAAUUUCAGCAGAUGCUUGAACAGCUUAAAAAGCAGCAAGAAGCGGCACAGCAGGCAGCAGCUGCAACUGCCUCCGAACAUUCCAGAGAGCCCAGUGCAGCAGGAAGGCUCUCAGAUAGCUCCUCAGAAGCCUCCAAGUUGAGUUCUAAGAGUGCUAAGGAAAGGAGAAAUCGGAGGAAGAAAAGAAAACAGAAAGAGCAGUCUGGCGGGGAAGAGAAGGAUGAGGAUGAAUUCCAUAAAUCGGAAUCUGAGGACAGCAUCAGGAGGAAAGGGUUUCGCUUCUCCAUUGAAGGAAACCGACUGACGUAUGAAAAGAGAUACUCUUCCCCACACCAGUCUCUGCUGAGUAUCCGUGGCUCCCUAUUUUCUCCAAGGCGAAACAGCAGGACGAGCCUUUUCAGCUUUAGAGGGAGAGCAAAGGACGUGGGAUCUGAGAAUGAUUUUGCUGAUGAUGAGCACAGUACUUUUGAAGAUAAUGAGAGCCGGAGAGAUUCCUUGUUUGUGCCCCGACGACACGGAGAGCGACGCAACAGUAACCUAAGUCAGACCAGCAGAUCUUCCCGGAUGCUGGCCGCGUUCCCUGCAAACGGGAAGAUGCACAGCACGGUGGAUUGCAAUGGCGUGGUUUCCUUGGUUGGUGGACCUUCAGUUCCUACAUCGCCUGUUGGACAGCUUCUGCCAGAGGUGAUAAUAGAUAAGCCAGCUACUGAUGACAAUGGAACAACUACUGAAACUGAAAUGAGAAAGCGAAGGUCAAGUUCUUUCCAUGUGUCCAUGGACUUUCUAGAAGAUCCUUCCCAGAGGCAAAGAGCAAUGAGUAUAGCCAGCAUCCUCACAAACACAGUCGAAGAACUUGAAGAAUCUAGGCAGAAAUGUCCACCCUGUUGGUAUAAAUUUUCCAAUAUAUUCUUAAUCUGGGACUGUUCUCCAUAUUGGUUAAAAGUGAAGCAUAUCGUCAACCUGGUUGUGAUGGAUCCAUUUGUAGACCUGGCCAUCACCAUCUGCAUUGUUUUAAAUACACUCUUCAUGGCCAUGGAGCACUACCCAAUGACGGAACAUUUCAAUAAUGUGCUUGCAGUAGGAAACUUGGUCUUUACCGGGAUCUUCACAGCAGAAAUGUUCCUGAAAAUUAUUGCCAUGGAUCCUUACUAUUAUUUCCAAGAAGGCUGGAACAUCUUUGAUGGUUUCAUUGUGACGCUUAGCCUGGUAGAACUUGGCCUUGCCAAUGUGGAAGGAUUAUCAGUUCUCCGUUCUUUCCGAUUGCUCCGAGUUUUCAAGUUGGCAAAAUCUUGGCCAACAUUAAACAUGCUAAUAAAGAUCAUCGGCAACUCCGUGGGGGCGCUGGGAAACCUCACCUUGGUGUUGGCCAUCAUCGUCUUCAUCUUUGCUGUGGUCGGCAUGCAGCUCUUUGGUAAGAGCUACAAAGAUUGUGUCUGCAAGAUUUCCAAUGAUUGUAAACUCCCUCGCUGGCACAUGAACGACUUCUUCCACUCCUUCCUCAUCGUGUUCCGCGUGCUGUGUGGAGAGUGGAUAGAAACCAUGUGGGACUGCAUGGAGGUGGCUGGCCAAGCCAUGUGCCUUACCGUCUUCAUGAUGGUCAUGGUGAUUGGAAACCUCGUGGUUCUGAACCUGUUUCUGGCCUUGCUUUUGAGUUCAUUUAGUGCAGACAACCUUGCAGCAACUGAUGAUGACAACGAGAUGAAUAAUCUUCAAAUUGCUGUGGACAGGAUGCACAAGGGAAUAGCUUAUGUAAAAAGGAAAAUAUAUGAGUUUAUUCAACAGUCUUUUGUCAGGAAACAAAAAAUUUUAGAUGAAAUUAAACCACUUGAUGAUCUAAACAACAAAAAAGACAAUUGCAUGUCCAAUCAUACAACAGAAAUUGGAAAAGAUCUUGACUACCUGAAGGAUGUGAAUGGAACCACAAGUGGCAUAGGAACUGGCAGCAGUGUUGAAAAAUACAUUAUUGAUGAAAGUGAUUACAUGUCCUUCAUAAAUAAUCCCAGCCUCACUGUGACCGUACCAAUUGCUGUAGGAGAGUCCGAUUUUGAAAAUUUAAACACAGAAGACUUUAGUAGUGAAUCAGAUCUAGAAGAAAGCAAAGAGAAGCUGAAUGAAAGCAGUAGUUCAUCGGAAGGCAGCACUGUGGACAUCGGGGCACCUGCAGAAGAGCAGCCUGUAGUGGAACCUGAAGAAACCCUGGAACCAGAAGCCUGUUUCACUGAAGGUUGUGUCCGAAGAUUCAAGUGUUGUCAAAUCAGUGUGGAAGAAGGCAGAGGUAAACAGUGGUGGAACCUCCGAAGAACAUGCUUCCGAAUUGUGGAACAUAACUGGUUUGAGACCUUCAUUGUUUUCAUGAUUCUCCUCAGUAGUGGUGCACUGGCAUUUGAAGACAUAUACAUAGACCAACGGAAGACAAUUAAGACUAUGUUGGAAUAUGCUGACAAGGUGUUCACUUACAUCUUCAUUCUGGAAAUGCUUCUCAAAUGGGUCGCGUAUGGUUAUCAAACAUAUUUCACCAAUGCUUGGUGUUGGCUGGACUUCUUAAUUGUUGAUGUUUCAUUGGUCAGCUUAACUGCAAAUGCAUUGGGCUACUCAGAACUUGGUGCCAUCAAAUCGCUCAGGACACUAAGAGCUCUGAGACCACUGAGAGCCUUAUCGCGGUUUGAAGGAAUGAGGGUGGUUGUGAAUGCCCUUUUAGGAGCAAUUCCAUCCAUCAUGAAUGUGCUUCUGGUUUGUCUUAUAUUCUGGCUAAUUUUCAGCAUCAUGGGCGUAAAUUUGUUUGCUGGCAAAUUCUACCACUGUAUUAAUACAACCACUGGUGACAUGUUUGAAAUCAGCGAAGUGAAUAAUCAUUCUGAUUGCCUAAAACUAAUAGAAAGAAAUGAAACUGCCCGGUGGAAAAAUGUGAAAGUAAACUUUGAUAAUGUAGGAUUUGGGUAUCUCUCUUUGCUGCAAGUUGCCACAUUUAAGGGAUGGAUGGAUAUAAUGUAUGCAGCAGUGGAUUCCAGGAAUGUGGAACUCCAGCCUAAGUAUGAGGAAAGUCUUUACAUGUAUCUUUACUUUGUUAUUUUCAUCAUCUUUGGGUCUUUCUUCACCUUGAACCUGUUUAUUGGGGUCAUCAUAGAUAAUUUCAACCAGCAAAAGAAGAAGUUUGGAGGUCAAGAUAUCUUUAUGACAGAAGAACAGAAGAAAUAUUAUAAUGCAAUGAAAAAAUUAGGAUCGAAAAAGCCACAAAAGCCUAUACCUCGACCAGGAAACAAAUUUCAAGGAAUGGUUUUUGACUUUGUAACCAGACAAGUGUUUGACAUAAGCAUCAUGAUCCUCAUCUGUCUAAACAUGGUCACAAUGAUGGUGGAGACAGAUGACCAGAGUGAAUAUGUGACCAGCAUUCUGUCACGCAUCAAUCUGGUGUUCAUUGUGCUGUUCACUGGAGAGUGUGUGCUGAAGCUUAUCUCCCUCCGGCAUUAUUAUUUCACCAUUGGGUGGAAUAUUUUUGAUUUUGUGGUUGUCAUUCUCUCCAUUGUAGGUAUGUUUCUAGCUGAGUUGAUAGAAAAAUACUUCGUGUCCCCCACCCUGUUCCGAGUGAUCCGCCUUGCCCGGAUUGGCCGAAUCCUUCGUCUCAUCAAAGGGGCCAAGGGGAUCCGCACGCUGCUCUUCGCUCUGAUGAUGUCCCUUCCUGCCUUGUUCAACAUCGGCCUCCUGCUCUUCCUUGUCAUGUUCAUCUACGCCAUCUUCGGGAUGUCCAACUUCGCCUACGUGAAAAGGGAAGUUGGAAUCGAUGACAUGUUCAACUUUGAGACGUUUGGCAACAGCAUGAUUUGCCUGUUCCAAAUUACCACGUCUGCGGGCUGGGAUGGGUUGCUAGCCCCGAUUCUUAACAGUGGACCCCCAGACUGUGACCCUGGUAAAAUUAACCCAGGAAGCUCAGUGAAGGGAGACUGCGGGAACCCAUCCGUUGGGAUUUUCUUUUUUGUCAGCUACAUCAUCAUCUCCUUCCUGGUGGUGGUGAACAUGUACAUCGCUGUCAUCCUGGAGAACUUCAGCGUGGCCACAGAAGAAAGCGCAGAGCCCCUGAGCGAGGAUGACUUUGAGAUGUUCUAUGAAGUUUGGGAGAAGUUUGAUCCCGAUGCAACUCAGUUCAUGGAAUUUGAAAAACUAUCCCAGUUUGCAGCCGCUCUUGAACCACCUCUCAAUCUGCCACAACCAAAUAAACUCCAACUCAUUGCUAUGGAUUUGCCCAUGGUGAGUGGAGACCGGAUCCACUGUCUGGAUAUCUUAUUUGCAUUUACAAAGCGCGUUCUGGGGGAGAGUGGAGAGAUGGACGCCCUUCGAAUACAGAUGGAAGAGAGGUUCAUGGCUUCCAAUCCUUCCAAGGUCUCCUAUCAGCCAAUCACUACUACUUUAAAACGAAAACAAGAGGAAGUGUCUGCUGUCAUUAUUCAGCGCGCUUACAGGCGUCACCUCUUGAAACGAACUGUAAAACAAGCUUCCUUUACCUAUAACAAGAACAAACUCAAAGGAGGAGCAAAUCUUCUUGUUAAAGAAGACCUGAUAAUUGACAGAAUAAAUGAAAACUCUAUGACAGAAAAAACUGAUCUGACCAUGUCCACUGCGGCCUGUCCACCCUCCUAUGAUCGGGUGACAAAGCCAAUUGUAGAAAAACAUGAGCAAGAAGGGAAAGAUGAGAAAGCCAAAGGGAAAUAAACAACACUAACUAGAAAAAAAAAUUAGAUGACAAAUUGUUUACAGCCUGUGAAGGUGAUGUAUUUUUGUCAACAGGACUCCUCUUGGAGGUCAAUGCCAAACUGACUGUUUUUACACAAAUCUACUUUAAGGUCAGUGCCUACAAUAAGACAGUGACUCCUUGUCGGCAAACUGUGUAUGACUCUGUAUAAAAGGGAGAUGGCCUGGACAGGAGGUUACUGUUCACACUACCAGCUGAUACUGCUGAAGACAAGAACCAACUGGCUACUCAGACUGUAGGAACCAGUUUAAAAGGAAGCAAACCUAUCAUCGAGGGUUGUUCAAUAUGAAACACUUUAGUGUCAUAAUUGUAUCCACUGUUUGCAUUUCAACUGCCACAUUUGUCACAUUUUUACAAACUCUGUUAGGGGAUUCAUCUUUUUUUUUAAUCCAUAUGUUGUUUGUUACAUGUAACUAUUUUUGUAAACAGGGUUUCUGUUGGGAACUAGGGUAAAGGUCCCCCUUUACGAGUGUGAAA